AUGCCGGUGAGCCGACCGACGCAAAGGAAACACUCCCCUCGGAGGACAGGCACCUCGGGGCCGACACCUGGAGCAGACGGGUCAGGAGUGGCCGCUGCCUUCAGGGGACACCGGCACGGGCGUGGGGCGAAAGAACCUCGGUCCCGGGAGCCCAAUGAGAAGCGCCCCCACCCCAAAGGUCCCGCCUCUUUGGGCGCCGGCCCCGCCCCCAGGGCCGGGGAGAUGCCCGCCUCUCGGCGCGCCGCAGUCCAAUCGGGAGGCGCGCCCGUCCGGACGGACGGCAGCCGGCCCAAUCCCCGGGCCUUGGGCCGCGUCGUCCCGCCCCCCCGCCGGGCCGAGCGGCGGGCGAGAGCGGGCCUCGGGGCGGCGGCGGCGGCGGACGCGGCCUGA
Messenger RNA from Rangifer tarandus platyrhynchus (Svalbard reindeer), 390 nucleotides. Lineage: Eukaryota; Metazoa; Chordata; Mammalia; Artiodactyla; Cervidae. The record is from the annotation of a GenBank genome assembly.